AUGUCUCUCUCAGCACCAUCAAGGGAAAUGUUGCUUCUAUCUCGGCAAUUGGGCCGCCAAUGCCUCCGCGCACGAUCACAGCGGCCCCGCAGUCGCAACCCGCUUCUCUCUGGUUCCGGGCCUUCGACGAGACGAACUGUUGCAACUUUCAACACGCCGCACCACGCCGGUGCGAUAUCCGUAAUCAAGAGCAACGUCGAUACGAGCUCGGAUGAAUACAAGGAGAACGAGAGGCUCAUGGGCGAGGCCAUGGCCCGGCUAGAUGCGCUCACCAAGAAGGUACAGCAGGGCGGCUCGGCAAAGGCGAGGGAGAAGCACCUCGCGCGCAAGAAGAUGCUGCCAAGGGAUCGAGUCACGGCGCUCAUUGAUCCCGGCACUACUUUUCUCGAGCUGUCACCUCUAGCCGGGCACGAGCUGUAUCCCGAGGCCGAGGUGCCAGCAGGGGGUGUCGUCGCAGGUGUUGGUGUCGUUGAGGGCGUCACUUGCAUGAUUGUCGCCAACGAUAGCACGGUCAAGGGCGGGACUUACUACCCGAUUACGGUGAAGAAGCAUCUCCGGGCGCAGGCCGUUGCUCAGGAAAACAAGCUCCCCUGCAUCUACCUCGUCGACUCCGGCGGCGCAAACCUGCCUCACCAGGCGGACGUCUUCCCCGACCGCGAACACUUUGGGCGCAUCUUCUUCAAUCAGGCGCGCAUGUCGGCCGCUGGGAUACCCCAGAUCGCGGUUGUCAUGGGUCCCUGCACGGCCGGCGGCGCCUACGUCCCGGCCAUGAGUGAUGAGAGCAUCAUCGUGCAAGAGCAGGGCCAUAUUUUCCUCGCCGGGCCGCCACUUGUUAAGGCGGCUACGGGCGAGGUCGUCAGCCCGGAGGACCUUGGGGGUGGCAAAAUGCACUCGUCGGUCUCGGGCGUGACAGACUACCUAGCCGUGGACGACGCGCACGCCAUUGUGCUCGCGCGGCGCUCUAUCAGCAACCUCAAUUGGCCGACCAAGUCCGCUUCGACGACACCGAGCUUCACGGAGCCCCUCUACGACCCCUCAGAACUCCUCGGCAUCGCCUCCACCAACCUGCGCAAGCCCCUGCCCAUCCACGAGGUCAUCGCACGCAUCGUCGACGGGUCUGCCUUCGCCGAGUUCAAGCGCGACUACGGCACGACGCUGGUGACAGGGUUUGCCAACAUCUACGGCCACCGCGUGGGCAUCGUGGCCAACAACGGCAUCCUCUUCAGCAGCUCGUCGCUCAAGGGCGCGCAUUUCAUUGAGCUGUGCGCGCAGCGAGGCAUUCCGCUCGUCUUUCUCCAAAACAUCAGCGGCUUCAUGGUCGGCAAGGACGCCGAGCGCGAGGGCAUCGCCAAGAACGGCGCCAAGCUGGUCACCGCCGUCGCCUGCGCCGACGUGCCCAAGUUUACCGUCGUCGUUGGUGGCAGUUAUGGUGCGGGCAACUAUGGCAUGUGCGGCCGCGCCUACUCGCCCCGCUUCCUGUGGAUGUGGCCCAAUGCGAAGAUUGGUGUCAUGGGCGGCGAACAGCUGGCUAGUGUCAUGGAGACUGUCGGUCAGAAGGCUGAUACCGGGCUGAAGGACCGCAUUGAUCGGGAGAGCGAUUGCGUGUUUUCGUCGGCGCGGUUGAUGACGGUGUUAUUCCUCCGGCGCAUACACGGCAGUAUCUAG
Messenger RNA from Chaetomium globosum CBS 148.51, 1665 nucleotides. RefSeq lists its product as uncharacterized. Lineage: Eukaryota; Fungi; Ascomycota; Sordariomycetes; Sordariales; Chaetomiaceae. The record is from RefSeq and is a predicted model, not a curated record. Gene Ontology annotation, biological process: L-leucine catabolic process. Gene Ontology annotation, cellular component: mitochondrion; methylcrotonoyl-CoA carboxylase complex. The transcript is spliced from 3 exons. Gene Ontology annotation, molecular function: methylcrotonoyl-CoA carboxylase activity. Bases 1 to 1665 code for a protein of 554 amino acids.